CGAAUUAGUGAGCAUUUGCAAACCCCACUCGACGCCUCUUCUCAAACUCCCCCCCAACCCCCUCCGUUGCGUUUGCACUCGCGACGAGGUGCCCACGAGACAAUUACCGGUCAACGUUCCUUCUUUCCGCUCGAUUUCCUCCGCCGCGGCGAUCCUAUCCUCCGCACUUGAUCUACCCCGCCACCGAUCUCUCAUCCGUCGCCAGGGUUCCUCCCCACGCGGAGCCGGCCGCUCCAUCCGCUGCCCCGCCGCCUUAGCCUUUUCUCUCCUUGCAAUUCCAAAAAAGGUAGAAGAGGACUCAACAUCCUCCAAGAAAAGCUCAUGGCAAAUUUUCGUUCACUUCUCUUGGGUUUGUCACGGGCACGAAGUGCUUCUCUUUUUGGUAUUGGUAGUAGUAAAUAUUCAAGAAGUUCGCUUAAUUACAAACUUGAGAGCCUGAAUUGUGCAGUAUCAUCUCCCAGUGGUGGCUCUUUAUAUGUUUUAUCUAAAAAGUUGCUUGUUCAAGUUCAUUUGUUCUCAUCUGCAGGACUUCCUUCACAUAUGGUGCUUGGAAUGCCAGCACUGUCCCCUACAAUGAAUCAAGGUAACAUUGCAAGGUGGAGGAAAAACGAAGGUGAUAAGAUUGAAGUAGGUGAUGUUUUAUGUGAAAUAGAGACAGAUAAAGCAACUCUUGAAUUUGAAAGCCUUGAGGAGGGGUUUUUGGCCAAGAUAUUAGCACCUGAAGGUUCAAAGGAUGUGCUUGUGGGACAACCUAUUGCAAUUACGGUUGAAAAUCCAGAUGAUGUUAAAAGCAUACCAGCUGAUAUAUGCAAAGGAUUCGAGGCCAAAGGGGAAGAAUCGACUAAGGAAUGGACUGACACUGCAGAACACAAAGUGAGCAUUCCAAAGGCAAAUUUCAGCAGAAUCAGCCCGUCAGCAAAGUUGCUAAUUGCACAUCAUGGUUUAGAACCAUCUUCACUAUGGGCAUCAGGUCCUCGUGGAACUCUUUUGAAGGGGGAUGUACUUGCAGCAAUUAAGUCUGGAGUGCAGUCUACAGGAGCUCACAAAUCAGACCAAGAGCUGGUAGCUGCAUCAACAAGUACCUUGAAGCCAACUGUUCAUCAGUUGUCUCAGUCUGCAGUCCCUUUACAUGAUACAGACACUCAUGAAGAUUUUCUAAACAGUCAAAUUCGUAAGGUUAUUGCAAAACGAUUGCUGGAAUCAAAACAACACAUUCCACAUUUAUAUCUGUCCUCAGAUGUCAUAUUGGACCCUUUACUUGCUUUCAGAAAGGAACUUAAAGAGCAAUAUAAUGUCAAAGUCUCAGUAAAUGACAUUGUCAUAAAAGCUGUUGCACUUGCAUUGAGAAAUGUACCUGAAGUAAAUGUUUGCUGGAAUGAUGAGAAAGGAGAACCUGCUUUAUGUGACUCAAUUGAUAUAUCAGUAGCAGUUGCAACUGAGAAGGGCUUGAUGACUCCGAUCAUAAGGAAUGCAGAUCAGAAAUCACUCUCAGCAAUAUCCUUGGAGGUCAAAGAAUUGGCUGAGAAGGCACGAGGUGGAAAGCUUAAACCUGACCAGUACCAAGGUGGGACUUUUAGCAUCUCAAAUCUUGGAAUGUUUCCUGUGGACCAUUUCUGUGCAAUUAUAAACCCUCCACAGGCUUGUAUUCUUGCUGUUGGUCAAGGUAACAAAGUUGUUGAACCUGUCAUCGGGAUUGAUGGAGUUGAGAAACCUGCUGUCAUAACAAAGAUGAGCUUGAAGCUGUCUGCUGAUCACCGUAUCUUUGAUGGCCAGUUGGGAAGUAAGUUCCUUUCUGCUCUGGCAUCGAACUUUAGUGACAUUAGACGAUUACUCUUGUGAAGCACAGAAAAGUUCUAAAUAUUUCAUGGAAGUAUCAGAUUCAAAGUCAUCGGAUGAUGGGUCUUCAAAGUUCGGAGUGUUCCAACUCGAGCAAAAUUAAUUUCUGCACAUGAAUAAAAUUAUCAAAUGGUGUCUGUUCUCUUCAAGAGGCAUCACAUGUCUUGGGCUUCACUGAGACACCCAGAGACACAUUCUUUAACCCAAUUUACAAACUCAGUUCGUUGGACUUUUUGCAAGUGAUCUGCGUGAUCAAUUACUCUUCUUGCUGAUUGUGAGGCUUGCUGCCAAGUUCAACACGUCUCUGUUGAAGCAACUGAGGCUUUAGUUAAUGAUCUGCGUCAUGAAUCUACUCCAAGUGUGUCUUUGUGUUGACAAUCAGAGAUUUACUUUUUCUUUAUAAGGUGUAUGAGGAUUCUAAUACCAUCAACAUGGCAUGAAUCGCAAUGGUGGAGACUCUAUACUUGGGUGUAGCAACAACAGACAUUGAUGGUAUUUGCAUAUGCUAUUCUUCACAUUUUAUUUAAAUGUGGGGGAAAACAUUGCAGAGCCAUCCUAUUUAUCUGUGGCAUAAAAGGGAAGCUGCUGGUAGUGAUGCAGCAACUACUUUAUUGUUGAAGGUCAGCCCACGGAGCUGACCCUCUUUGGCUC
Musa acuminata subsp. malaccensis (wild Malaysian banana) is the source of this 2487-nucleotide messenger RNA. RefSeq names its product dihydrolipoyllysine-residue acetyltransferase component 1 of pyruvate dehydrogenase complex, mitochondrial. Gene Ontology annotation, cellular component: mitochondrion; pyruvate dehydrogenase complex. Gene Ontology annotation, molecular function: acyltransferase activity. Lineage: Eukaryota; Viridiplantae; Streptophyta; Magnoliopsida; Zingiberales; Musaceae. The record is from RefSeq and is a predicted model, not a curated record. Gene Ontology annotation, biological process: pyruvate decarboxylation to acetyl-CoA.